AUGGGUGGCCAAAUCUCCAAGGUUAUGGGCAAGAUCUUCGGAUCCAAAGAAAUGCGCCUGCUCAUGCUCGGCCUCGAUGCCGCUGGCAAGACCACCAUUCUCUACAAGCUCAAACUCGGCCAGGAUGUCACUACCAUUCCCACAGUGGGUUUCAACGUUGAGACUGUCACCUACAAAAAUGUCAAGUUCAACGUUUGGGACGUCGGUGGCCAGGACAAGAUUCGUCCUCUCUGGCGGCACUACUUCAGUGGUACUCAAGGUCUCAUCUUCGUCAUUGACUCGUCCGACCGCGCCCGCAUAGACGAGGCUCGCCAGGAGCUUCACCGCAUUAUCAACGAUCGGGAGAUGAAGGACAGUUUGCUCCUCGUCUUUGCCAACAAGCAGGAUCUGAAAGAAGCCAUGAAGCCUCAGGAGGUCACCGAAGCUCUCCAGCUUUCUAAGCUCAAGGACAAAGUCUGGUACGUCGUCCCGAGCUGUGCCACCACUGGCGAGGGGCUGCUCGAGGGCCUCGCUUGGCUCUCCAACAAUGUCAAGGCUCCUCCCGCCCCUGUCAAGAAGUAA
Messenger RNA from Cordyceps fumosorosea ARSEF 2679, 561 nucleotides. RefSeq names its product ADP-ribosylation factor 6. Gene Ontology annotation, molecular function: GTP binding; GTPase activity. The transcript is spliced from 3 exons. Gene Ontology annotation, cellular component: cytoplasm. The coding region runs from base 1 to 561 and encodes 186 amino acids. NCBI's taxonomy places the organism in Eukaryota, Fungi, Ascomycota, Sordariomycetes, Hypocreales, Cordycipitaceae. Gene Ontology annotation, biological process: intracellular protein transport; vesicle-mediated transport. The record is from RefSeq and is a predicted model, not a curated record.